AGAUCCACUAGCUGAGAUUAUGUGCUUCGCUGCUUAUUGACUUAUUGAUUUAAAUAGGUGAUCGACAUUGAUCACAUUUUGAUAAUUAAUUAUUAUUUGUUAAUUAAAAUACAGAAAAAAAUAAUAUUUCAAAGUUAGUAUAAGCAUUGUUUCCCCACUGCCAGUGUAGCAAGGUUCCGACAAGGAAAGUCGUCCGCAGAUUUCAAAAAUCUCCAGUUGAAGUUGUAAGUAUUUUUAUGCCACCAUUUCUCACUUGAAUUUGUGUAACUUCGUUUAUUUUCCUCCACACAUAACAUACUUCACAGGUUGCAAGAACAAAUUAACCAAUUAUUUAAAUAACUUUUUUUUUUUUAAAUUAUAAUCUCAUCUUCCGUAGAAUGUAAUAAACAACGAAUCAAACAUAAGUGGGGCUCUCAGAAAUGACGUUAAUUUCGUUUCAUACAAUUUUGUAGUGGCAGAAUCAUGUCUAGGUCGUCUCCUGGAGGACCUUGCCACAUACGAAAGGAGAGCUGCGACUAGGAAAACCUGAACCUUAACUUAAUAUACACAUAAGAAUUACAUACAUACCGGUAUAUAUAUUAGUGAAACAUAAAAAUUUCAAGAUUCGAGAAAUUAAAAUAAAGUUUUGAAAUUUGAUCCGCAAAUGAAAUUAUUUUAAUUUUAGUUAUAAUUUUAUUCUUUACGAAAGGUUGUGUAAAGAAACGCUGUUCUGUAUAUUUGACGACCCACGAUCAAUUUAUUGAUAGUCUGGCUCCUGGUUUGAAUUCAGAGUUUGCCUUCUCUUAGAUGGGUCCCAUCCACCCGGGGUGCUUGGGAUGUUUUUGCCUGUCUUGGCUUUGGUUGGGAUUGAACUUCAGAUUACCAGCUAUUUUUAUUACCCACUAUUUUUUUUAAGACUACUCAAGUGGAUAAAUUAAAUUAAUCUUUUUUUCUUUUUUAAUUUUUAGACGACCAUUUGCUUUUUUUUAAAAUUAACUUCUUUUUUUUUUUUGGUCGAGUGUAUUGACGAGUAUGGCGUCCCCCAGAUGUUGGAACCCGGGCUGUUUACUGCCUUCUUCCCUCCCUUCGUACAACCCUCAUUACCUUAGUUUCCUUUGGUGUGUAUAUACACACCAAUUUUUUAAAUUCUAUUUUUAAUUUCGUAUAGAAGAUGCAGUCCCAACCAGGUCAGCUGACCACCGUCCAGAACAUAUUGAAAGGAAAGCUCGGUGAAAUCGUGAUCCAGUACAAGGAGAUACUGGACACGUUGAAGAAAGUGGAUCAGUUUAUUAAUGAAGUAACUAUUUAUUUUAUCUUUUAACCAGUACCAAUUACAUGUAUUGUAAGUUAUUUCUUAUUAGAAUAUAAUUUGUUAUUUCUAUUUGUUUAUCAUCUGCUGGAAAAGGCAUCUUGCCAAAACGUCCUUUUAAUUGUCCUGUCUUUUUUUGUGUGUUAAAGCCUAAGCAAAAUAAUCUUGUUCUAUUUAUUCAUUCCAAACGAGAACUUAUUCACCAAAACUUAUAUAUACCAAACUUGGAACAAAUUCUUUUAAUAAAUAAUAGCUUUUGUAUAGAGAAAUCUUUAUCAUCUUAACACCGUAUAUUUCCGAGAUGAUUUAUUCCUAUAUAUUUUAUGUUAGAUGAUAUAUUAGUGAUAACUCAGCGUAAUAUAAAGCUAUGUUUCAACUUCCGUGCAAUUUAAAAUAUAUGUACUUAAUACAUUCUGGUAAAAAAGUGUGUUUUUUUAAAUAAUUUUAAUCAUUAACAUAGUUAUAAUCGAGCGAUGUCUGGAAAUAAACUCACAGUUUUCCCCAACCUCCUAGUCCCCCCACCCCCCCCACCCCAUUUUCCUCACGGCCUGCCUGUUUGGUGAAGUCGUAAAAUAAAAGUGUUUCCGGUCGAGACAAAGUGCAUCACUGUGAUAGAAAUAAACAACCAGCUCAACAAUAUUUAGUUUUGAAGUGGUCGGGGGCAUCCGGGUCGGGGGCAUCCGCCGGCAUCAAGCAAACGAUGAUGAGGAGUUUCGCUGCAAUAAUCAAAGCCAUAAGGCCUGGGCAGGGUGUUUUUGUAUGAAGAAUAUCCUGGUUCCCAGUCAGGAAAACACCCUCUCCAGACAUGUGAUGAGCCCCAGUGAACAUCAAAUGGAUGGUGCAGCUUAACUCUAGGGGUGUCGCAGGAAUUGCCGGAAUGCACAUUCUUUCAAUAUAGUACCGCUUACGAGACUCAAUCUCGGGAUUUCUCUGUCAGUGUUGUGUCCCUUGGCCUUUAACCAUUAGUUUGUAGCCGCAAAGCAGAAAGUCUGCAAUCGUAGUCUUCCUUUUCUUAGAUGGGCCACCAUCCCAGGUUGACAAGUCCCAUCUCACCAUCCCAGGUUGACAAGUCCAAUAUCACCAUCCCCAGGUACGCAAGCCCCAUCUCACAUCCAGCUUGACAAGUCCCAUCUGAUCAUCCCAGGUUGACAAGUUUCAUCUCACCAUCCCAUCCCAUCUCACCAUCGCAGGUUGACAAGUCCCAUCUUUCUGCAAUGUAGUUCAACAGUUAUUAAUAUAAUGAUCAACUGAUUAUUACUAUCAUUCUUCCCCGGGGCUCCGGUUGACAAGCCUGUGGUGGCUUGCCGAAUAGGAGACGUCGGGUACCGGACCCCUCGACGUUACCCGUGGAACAGGACCACCAUUGCGUGGGCAGACAAGGGACAUACAUGGUACCUGCCGGAAUAAAAAUAACACCUACAGGGCUACCAGCUGUGACGGUUUACAGUUAGAAGUAAAGGCAGAGACAGGGUAGGGAUCAUGAUUACAAGCUAUCGUUAAUGGAUAUGAGGCAAGAGGCGAAGGUGGAAGCCUCUUGCCGAUUAUUCUACACACAUAACCACGAGAAAGAUGUUCCUAUGCAACCGUUUCGUCCCAGCUACUUCACAAAUAGGUUUCGUAGUAGAAACCCACUGUCGAAAUCCUCUUGGAGGGCGUCCGACGCUUCCCCGGGAUGUGUGGAGGAAGAUAUUAGAACGUUAAUGCACCAUCCCGACUCCAUGGGAGAGUUGGCUGCGAACGCUUUACACGCGGCGUCCUAGGUAGACCGGACGUCCCCGGGACGGCCUCCAUUUGUAACCCGCUUGGGUGGGUGCGGGGGGUGUGGUCUCGGUUGGUUGAGUCCCUGACGUGCGGCCACACGGUCCGGUAUCGGGGGGAACCCGGUGCUUGGGCUGUGAGGGAGGGGGGAGCAUUAAGAGCUAGCGCUGGACAGCGCACUGACGCCAUUUCCCAAUGUAAUUUUGCUAUCAUCAAAGUUAACAAAUCUAACAAGUUACAAACAGUUGAUCAAAUAACAGCGAUGUUUAAUUGCCGUAACUGUUUACAAAUAUCCAGCCAGCAAACAGACGGCAGACUUCAGUCAAUCUGAGAUUAUAAAUUAGAUCAGACUGUCCCUGAACAAAUGAUUUUUAGUUCAAAAUCCUGCAAUGUUGUUCAAUCAAUGAGUACCCAUAAUGUGUAUUCUUUAGUUGAUAAAUGCAUUUAAGAAGGCGAUUUAUGGCCAACGCCUGCCCGUUUUUUUACAAUGUAGGUUUAACUUAAAUUACGCGUUAUUUACAAUGUAGAUUUUACUUUGUCAAACAGGCUGAAACAAAAGUGAUGACCGUGGUCACAAAAAAAGUAACCUCUUACAGUUUAAAUCUGGCUUCACAUUUCGACCUCAUGCAAGACAAACUAAAUAUUUGUAUGGAAUCGAUGGAAGACAUGGUUCACUUUCAUUGUGGGUAUUAUAUUGUAUUCAAAUUCUUUUUUAAAAAUAUUUGUUUAAAAAGAACUUUAAUAACUAAGAAUAUUAUCUGUAAGUCCAAGAGUAAAACUAAACAAAACGUCUGUUUACACUGUUUUGAAAGGUUGAAGACGAUUGGAUAACUUAUCCAGCAAGUAAUUAGUUACUUAAACAUCGAUGAUAGCUCUGAAAAAGCUGAAGAAGAAAUUAGCCAAUUUAGUGUAACUUUAAAAACUAGGUAUGUGUGUCCAUGUAACUGUUAGUAUGUCCAUCGUCCGUGUCACUACUACUGUUUUAUUAUAUUCAGCACAAAAUCUUACAAUUUAAUUUACUCCAAACAGACUCAGACAGCAAUGAGAAUGAGAAGUCAAAAAGGUCUUUCCUUACUCAGCAAUGUUCUUCUUCGGUUUCUUAUUUAUUGAAACAGAAACUUGAAACUCUGGAGGAAAAAAUGUCCAGCUUAGAGACUCAUGUUUUAGCCAAAGAAAAUAACUUAUCAUCCCGGCUUUAUAAGACUGAAGCCAAACAGAUGCUUAUGGAACAGAUUUUAGUGGGAAACGAUGAUGUGGUGAUUCAGGGCAAAGCCGAUCUAUCUAAAAUUAGACAGGACGUUGACAGACUGGCAUCACAACAUGAAGUAUGGCGUCAAGAUUUGGAGGAGUUCAAAGAGAAAAUGGCGGCGCUUGAAAUAUUAAGAGAUGCGCUAAACAAGGUCAACAAAAAUGUUUCCUCUAGACGUGACCUAUCCAAGAAAUUGAAAGAGUUGGAGGGGGAUCUUACACAAGUGAAAAGUACAGUGGCGAAACUAGAUUCUACUUCUACUAAACAAGGUAAGAUUUGGCGAUACAUGAAUUAAAUAGAAUUGUGAUGCACUUGAAAGGCCAUCAUCAAAUUGUGAUGGACUUAACAGGACAUCAUCUAAAUGCGGUGCACUUGAAAUGACAUCUAAUAAUUCACCAGUAUUUAGGCCUAUCCAGUUUUUUAAAAUGUACUCACGUGACCACCUCAAAAUCCGUUAUGUGCAAGAAUAAUUUCUUUUAAACAAUGGUGAUCUGAUAAUUGUUUUGUUCAGAUUCCAAAGAAACUGCCGUUGAAAUGCCGGCAUUCGUUGCUGAAGCAGAUGGUAAGACAAAAGUGACCGUGGGAGACGUCAUCAAAUUUUCUGGAAUAAUGUACAACAAGAUGGGAUGUUACGAUACAACUACUGGUAAAUUUAAAGCUCCAUCAAAAGGGCUUUAUUUCUUCAGUACGUCAAUCAAUACAAACUCUAAGGGCUCGCUCACCGUCGCCAUGCGUCACAACGGCGAACACGUGGCUUUGUGUGGCACGCCGGACGGCAUUGACUUCCAGACGAGUACGUCCGUUUUGCUGGAACUUUCGCCAGGAGACAUGGUUUGGCUGGAACUUUGGCCAGGAGACAUGGUUUGGCUGGAAGCCGACCGCCAGACGUCAGUGCGAGGUGUGGACAUUGGAAGUGGAUUUUCUAACUUUAUUGGUCUUCAGCUUAGGUAGAACUCCAGGGAUUGGUAGAACUCUGUGGAUUGGUAGAACUCUGGGGAUUGGUAGAACUCUGGGGAUUGGUAGAACUCUGGGGCUUGGUAGAAUAAUGAAGAUUGGUAGAACUCUGUAACUUGGAAGAACUCUAAGGAUUGGCAGAAUAAUGAAGAUUGGUAGAACUCUAAGGAUUGGUAGAAUAAUGAAGAUUGGUAGAACUCUAAGGAUUGGUAGAAUAAUGAAGAUUGGUAGAACUCUGUAACUUGGUAGAACUUUAAGGAUUGGUAGAAUAAUGAAGAUUGGUAGAACUCUGUAACUUGGUAGAACUCUGGGGAUUGGUAGCACAAUGAAGAUUGGUAGAACUCUGGAACUAGGUAGAACUCUGGAACUUGGUAGAACUUUCGAGAUUAGUAGAACUGUAGAACUUGGUAGAAAUCUGGGGAUUGGUAGAAUAAUGAAGAUUGGUGGAACAAUGAAGAUUGGUAGAACAGUGGAGAUUUGUAGAAUAUUCUUUCUUUUGGUCAGUCAGACAAUAUAUAUAGUUCUCAUUUAUUCAGCAAAAAUUAUUAUGCGCUUGGAAAUAAUUAUUUUUAUUUUUAAAAGCACUUAUCUAUUUAACUUUUUUCUUGUAUAUUUAGUAACUAGACUUGAUCCUAAAACAAAUUUGAUGAAGUGAUACUCAGUCAAUUGUUCUUACAUCUGCACAUAAGCAAGUGUAUCAGAUUUGGAUGUUGCCAGAAUGAUCGUAAUUUAGAUCUAACUAUGGAGAGAGUAAUGCCUGAAAUAUUGCGGGGUUAUUGGUCGUAAUUUAGAUCUAACUAUGGAGAGAGUAAUGCCUGAAAUAUUGCAGGGUUGUCACGGAGAAACGAAAAACCGUGACGUAGGAUUUAUAAAUAUUUUCUUCUUCUUCUUCUUCUAUAUCUUAAGGGCCCACGAUCAAUUUAUUGAUCAUUUUGGCUCCUAUGCAUGUAGAUGGGAUUUGCAAUGUUUCUGUUACUGGUGGUGAUGAGGAAAUU
Molecule: messenger RNA, 6244 nt
Organism: Lymnaea stagnalis (great pond snail)
Lineage: Eukaryota; Metazoa; Mollusca; Gastropoda; Lymnaeidae
Source: the annotation of a GenBank genome assembly